AUGCCUCAGGAUGACGGAUGGAUGGCGUCUGGACUAGUCGGUCACUGGCCACUGAAUUCUAAACAUGGCGCCCGUGACGUCAGCGGCUAUGGUAAUCACGGCGUUCAGUUCGACACGGGGUUGGCGCAGGGGCCGGGGGGAGAGACUGAUGUCGAUGGAGCAUUCUACUUCAAAGGAGCUGUUGGCUCUAGGAUCGAGUUUCCCAACAACGGAGCCCUGGCCCCAACAUCCAACAUGACCAUGCAGGCCUGGGUCUACCCGGAGGGGCUAGCCGUCUCGCCCAUCUUCAGCUACCAAACGGACCUGAAGAACGAUCUCUACAAAUAUGGAGUCACCUUUUGGUUCCAUAACACUGAAAGCAAGCUUUCUGCACAAUUCGUUGACCAGGGUGGGAAAUCAUCAGCAGAAGUCAAAGCGGAUGUGAUGACGGACGGAGAGUGGCAGUUCGUGACGGCCACCUACAGCAGUAAGACAGGCCUGGUGAAGCUGUUGCCUCCGAAGAAGUAG
This is a messenger RNA of Branchiostoma floridae (Florida lancelet), 507 nucleotides long. RefSeq lists its product as uncharacterized. The record is from RefSeq and is a predicted model, not a curated record. The transcript is spliced from 5 exons. Lineage: Eukaryota; Metazoa; Chordata; Leptocardii; Amphioxiformes; Branchiostomatidae. The coding region runs from base 1 to 507 and encodes 168 amino acids.